AGGGCCCUGCCUGCACAGAGCAUGUGUCCUUCCACCGCUGCACGACUUUAUAUUUUGCGUGUGGACUUCUGGGUGUUUUCAAACAGCAAGAGGGACAGCUAAAGGGUGGACCAUGAGACUGCCCGUGGAAGUGUGCGUGUUCCUCAUCGCCCUGCAGGCUCCUGCUGUUUUGUACACCCUGAACAACAUCCCUGCUCUUCAGGAGUCUUUGCCCAUCCUGGGACUGGGAGCAGUCGUCCUGGGAACUGUUCUCCUCCUCAUCCUCCUCACUGUACGACAUAAACAGACCGUGGAUCCUUUAUUUUAUGUGUUUGCAGAGUUUUCCUUCACUUGCCUGGUGGGCCUGACUAAUGCACUGGAGCAAGAUGGCUUCAUCUCAGGCUUCAUGCACUUCUACAUCAAGAUGGGUGAGCCUCAUCUGAGUACCGCCUAUGGCGUGAUGAUGUCAUACUGGGAAGGCGUGGUUCACUUGGUCCUCUUCCUCAUCGUGGUCCACCGCAUGUUCACAGGGAAGUCCUACCGCGGUCUGGCUCUGCUGUGGGCGGGGUCCUCCAUCACCCACCAACUUGUUCACGUCCUAGGAGUGGUGAUAGGUAAAUAUGGAUCCAAUAUUCGUCCGGCAUUUUGGCGAAAUGCACCGUUCUUCGUUGCACCGUUCUGGGCAGCUUCCGUCCUUUUUGGCAGAUCGAGAGACACGCCCAUCAUCCCAGCAGAUAAGAUUGCAGCAGAGCAAAGGAAAAGUCUGCUGUCUCGACCUAUUGACCUGCAGCUGUUGGUGUUGCUACUCGGAGUCGCUGCCUUCUCUCUAUUUCGAGGCUUUGUAGUGCUGGACUGUCCUCUGGACUCCUGCUUCACCUACAUUUAUCAGUAUGAACCUUACCUCAAAGACCCGGUCGCCUUCCCCAAGGUCACGAUGCUGGUCUAUUUGUUCUAUGCCGUGCCCCUGCUGGCGGUUCUCGCCUACGGCCUAACAACACCAGGCUGCAGCUGGAUGCUGGACUGGUCUCUCUUCUUGGCUGGAGCCACAUGCCAGGCCCAGUGGUGCCACACCGGAGCGUCCGUGCACUCCCGCACUCCCUUCACGUACCGAGUCCCGGCAGACAAAUUGUGGCCUGUUAUCAUCCUCAAUGUGCUGCUGGCCGCCAUUCCGGCUCUGCUGGCUUUGCGCUGCCACACCAACCCUGCUUACUUCAUGAAGGCCGUGCCCACAGGACACAGCAGUGACACUAAGAAGGACAACUAAAGGGUUGUCAAGACUAAAGUCUCAGGGAAACCUGAAGGACGGCUGCUUUUUUUUUUGUGAGUGAGUGAGUCACCUUGUGCAGCAAGCACUCCCUGCAUGGACUGCUGGACCCUGAUAAGAAGUCCCUUCCUGGGGGUGAGGACUGCGAAUCUGCUAUCUGCCUCAAGGACACCCAUGCAAAAUUCCACUUUUAGUUGAUUGCAUCAUCACCAUCCAGUGCAUCGAAAUGACUCAUUAUUCCAACUGU
This is a messenger RNA of Nerophis lumbriciformis (worm pipefish), 1490 nucleotides long. RefSeq names its product transmembrane 6 superfamily member 2-like. Gene Ontology annotation, cellular component: endoplasmic reticulum membrane; endoplasmic reticulum-Golgi intermediate compartment membrane. The record is from RefSeq and is a predicted model, not a curated record. Lineage: Eukaryota; Metazoa; Chordata; Actinopteri; Syngnathiformes; Syngnathidae. Gene Ontology annotation, biological process: regulation of lipid metabolic process; lipid homeostasis.